AUGAGGUAUUUGAAUCAAUCAAAUGUUGGUUUUACAGGGCAGAUUCCUAUUGCCAUUUCGCAUUUGACAAGCUUGGUUACUCUUGAUUUAUCUAUCAAUUUUGACUUCUUCGAAACUGGUCCUUCCCUAACAUUUGAGAGUCCAAAUUUAAAUAUGCUCCUUCAGAACCUUUCAGAGCUUAUCGAACUUUAUCUUGAUGGUGUAGUUAUAUCAGCGCAAGGUAAGGAGUGGUGUCACGUCUUAUCAACUUCGAUGCCAAAUUUGAGAGUGUUUAGCUUGUCAAACUACAAUCUUUCAGGCCCUAUUGAUUCCUUGUUACAGAAUCUUAAGUCCUUCUCAGUUAUUUGGUUGAAUGGUAACAACUUUUCUUCUCCAGUUCCAAUUUCUUUUUGCAGAUUUCAAGAAUCUGACAUCUCUGGAAGUCUCCUCUUCUGGGUUGAAUGGAAAGUUUCCAAAAAAGAUUUUCCAGGUUCUUUGCCAGAAUUUUCUCCAAAUGUAUCUCUUCGAACCAUAGUUCUCAACUAUACAGGAUUUUCAGGGUCAUUGCCACAUUCUAUUGGCAAUCUUAAAAUGUUGUCAACAAUAGAUCUUUCGAAUUGCAAUUUUAGAGGAUCAAUUCCAAACUCAAUGACAUUACGACUUUCCAAUAACCAAUUUUCUGGGCAACUCAAGGAAUUUUCCACCAUUUCUUCUAACAAACUAGAAGAGCUUGAUUUGAGCAAUAACGAGUUGGAAGGGCCAAUACCCAUAUCUAUAUUUGAACUUCGAGGUCUUCUAGCAUCGGUCAGUCCCUUGAAUCCGCACAAUUCUUUUUCUAUUUCAAGUAAUAAAUUAUAUGGGAGUAUCCUUGGAUCAAUAUGCAAUUAUACAAAUCUUCGAAAUCUCAAUCUGCCUGAUAAUUACUUCAAUGGCACAAUUCUCCAAUGCUUGAUUGAGAUGAGUGGGGCUCUUCUUCAAGUGUUGAGUCUAAGGAGAAACAAUCUCAACGGUAUAAUUCCUGAUACUUUUCCAGAGUCUUGUUAUUUACAAACUUCAGCUAUCAAUAAAAACCAUCUAGAGGGAAAGUUGCCGAAAUCUCUGAAGAAUUGCCAUUUAUUGGAGGUCUUGGACAUUGGGAACAACCACAUGCAUCGAGGACACCUUCCCAUUUUACUUGAAUGGAUUAGCCAUAUUGAAGUAACAGUUUCUAGCAAGGGUUCAGAGGUGGAGCUGGUGAGGAUCCUAACUAUCUUCAUCACCAUUGAUUUUUCUAGCAACAACUUUGAUGGUCCUAUACUUGAAGAAAUUGGAGAAUUGACAUUGUUAUAUAUUCUCAACUUGUCACAUAAUGCUUUCACGGGCCAAAUCCCAGCAUCUUUAGGGAAAUUGAGUAAUCUUGAGUCACUAGACUUGUCAAGUAAGAAGCUUACUGGAGAAAUUCCUAAGCAACUCGCCAAUGGUCUUAUUUUCCUUUCGGUCCUCAACCUUUCGUUCAACCAAUUGGUGGGACAUAUUCCAUUUAUCAAGCAAUUCUCUACAUUUUUGGAAAAUUCCUUCAAAGGAAACGAAAGAUUAUGUGGUUUGCCUUUGAAAUCACAGUGCUCACAUGAGGAGCCACGAUUCUCACCUCCAACGUAUGAAGAAUCUCAUAGGAGUAUGAUCGAGUGGAAUUACAUAAAUGCUGAAAUGGGAUUUGUUGUUUGGUUUGGAAUUGUAAUGGGGCCCCUUAUGUUUUGGAAAAGGUGGAGGUUAUGGUAUUACAAACAUGUUGAUGACAUUCUUUUCAAGAUCUUCCCUAAAGUGUAUCUUGGAAAUGAAUAUUGUUAA
Alnus glutinosa is the source of this 1806-nucleotide messenger RNA. Its product is annotated as receptor-like protein 9DC3. The record is from RefSeq and is a predicted model, not a curated record. The transcript has 5 exons. Gene Ontology annotation, molecular function: protein binding. Bases 1 to 1806 code for a protein of 601 amino acids. Lineage: Eukaryota; Viridiplantae; Streptophyta; Magnoliopsida; Fagales; Betulaceae.